AUGCCAAUAGACACGGCAACAGACACCGCCAGGAAGGGAUUCAUUUCCGCGUUCAACGACGCAGGAGAUUUAGUUGCCAUCGACGUCGGCGCCGAGGUUGAAGGUUUUGCCCACGUGUCCGUUUUGGCUGAUGAGUUCGUCGAUAACCCUCGCGAACUUUUUGAAAUUGGCGAGGAGGUGGAGGCGGUUGUGACCAACAUCGAGUGUUCAGGCACUGAGGGCAAGCCGCUUCACAGAGUGGUUCCCCGCCCGUCAGCCGAAACGAAGUCACAGUUCAGCGUGGCUUUGGCGCGUUCCAGGGCAAGACUUCGGCCACGACCUCCCGACGAUGCGGAGGAGCAGGUUGAAGUUGGGAAGUCCUAUGAAGGUAUCGUCAGUCACGUGCGCGAUGAUGGGUUCCAUGUCGUUCUUGGCGAUGGGCGAGCUGGCUAUGGCAAUGAAGGCUUCCUCCACUUGUCCAAAAUGCCUGGUUAUCACGCAUCAGCUUACAAGGUCGCCAAAGUUUGCGACAAAGUCAAGGUGAAGGUACUUCACGUGGAUCACGGGUCUCGUGGACCUCGCAUAGAACUUUCCUGGGACAAGCCGGCGGCAACACUCCGCCCAGCAAGAAAGCCUGGCGCCCUACAGUCGCUAGGGAGGGGAGAGUGGUUGAAGGGCACUGUCUACAACAUCAAGAAGUUUGGCAUCUUUGUUGAGGUUCCAACGGAGGAUGGCCCCUGCCAAGGCAUGGUUCACAUCUCCGAAGUCCGGGAG
Messenger RNA from Symbiodinium pilosum, 753 nucleotides. The record is from the annotation of a GenBank genome assembly. NCBI's taxonomy places the organism in Eukaryota, Dinophyceae, Suessiales, Symbiodiniaceae.